Messenger RNA from Sinocyclocheilus rhinocerous, 972 nucleotides. Its product is annotated as craniofacial development protein 2-like. The record is from RefSeq and is a predicted model, not a curated record. The transcript has 3 exons. Gene Ontology annotation, biological process: DNA repair. Gene Ontology annotation, molecular function: double-stranded DNA 3'-5' DNA exonuclease activity. The coding region runs from base 1 to 972 and encodes 323 amino acids. Lineage: Eukaryota; Metazoa; Chordata; Actinopteri; Cypriniformes; Cyprinidae.
AUGAAGAUGUUUGACCAAACCCAUUGUGGAGUCCAGCGCCUGAUGACGGAUACGACAUUUACUGCAAAGAGGAUCACCCGAAUGGGAACUUGGAACAUACGUACACUCCACCAAAGCAGUCGGUUAAAUCAGUUACUUAAGGAAUUUGAGCAACAUCGAUUUGAUUUGCUUGGUAUCAGUGAAGUACGUUGGACAGGCAGUGGUGAAAUGACAAGUGAUGGAAAGAAGAUCUUGUAUUACUGUAAUGACAAAAAACACAUCCGUGGGGUUGGACUGGUUCUCGGGAAACAAGCAAUACGUGCCCUGGUUGGGUGGAAACCAGUUUGCGAUCGGAUCAUCACGGCCCGUUUUGCAUCUGCCCAUGUACGGACAACAGUCAUUCAGGUUUACGCACCAACCGAGGAAACAAAUGACAUUGAAAAGGAGGAGUUCUAUGAUGUGCUACAGGCCGUGAUUGACGAAAUACCGAGACAUGAUCUCAAAAUCGUUAUUGGAGACAUGAAUGCCCAGUUCAGCAGCGACCGCCAGGGUUUCAAAGACAUCAUUGGCCCUUUCACAUCAUCGAAACGCCUGUCAGAUAAUGGUGAACGGUUGUUGUCGUAUUGCACACUUGUGCCCAAGAAGAAAAAGGCCAAAAAGAAGCAGGAUCAAGCUCAAGAGGUUGAGGAUAAGGAAACGGCAUCACGUGCAUAUGCUGACCUUGACCGGGCUGUGAAACAGACCUGUAGGCGAGAUAAGAAAGAUUGGUUGGAGAAGAAAUGCAAAGAAGCCCAGAUGGCCGCAGAUCGAAAUGAUACCCGCACCCUGUACCGAAUCAUUAAAGACCUAUCAGGAGCCUGGAGGAGUUCCUCUGUUCCAAUCAAAGACAAGAAUGUACAAGGAAAAGUGUCUUCCACAGUUCUCCUAAGACGAUUGCAGGCAGCCGUUGACAAACGUCUCCGAGAAGAACAGGCUGGCUUCCGGAAAGGAUGA